This is a messenger RNA of Trichosurus vulpecula (common brushtail), 4118 nucleotides long. RefSeq names its product Rab9 effector protein with kelch motifs (gene RABEPK). NCBI's taxonomy places the organism in Eukaryota, Metazoa, Chordata, Mammalia, Diprotodontia, Phalangeridae. The record is from RefSeq and is a predicted model, not a curated record. The transcript is spliced from 8 exons. Bases 142 to 1254 code for a protein of 370 amino acids. Gene Ontology annotation, molecular function: protein binding.
GAGGCCACUCGCACGCCUGAGCAAGGCAGGUAUCGUGGUAACGCCGUCCUGGGCCCCACACGUUCUGGAGCUUCCCCAGCCCCCAGAUCGAGCAGAUCGCGAGCAAGAGUUCAAUACACAGGAAGCAAUUUGGGGGAUACCAUGAAGCUACUUCAAGUCUUGGAGCCUGGAGACUGCCCCCAGAAGGCAACAUGGUACUCCUUGGCUCCCCCUGGACAUGGUCCCUGUGCUCGAGUUGGCCAUAACUGCCUCUUCCUUCCCCCUGGUCAAGAUACAGAUCAAGGAAAAGUCUUCAUAGUUGGGGGAGCAAAUCCUAAUGGCAGCUUCUCGGAUGUGCACUGCAUUGAUCUGGCUGCCCAUCAAUGGAACGAAGUGGACUGUGAGGGUCUAUUGGCCCGGUAUGAGCAUGCCAGCUUCCUUCCCCUCAGUACCCCUGGCAGGAUCUGGGUAUUUGGAGGAGCAGACCAAUCAGGGAACCGAAAUUGCUUACAAGUAUUGGAUCUUGAAACCAGGAUAUGGAGCACUCCUGAUGUGACUGGCACACCGCCAUCCCCAAGAACAUUUCACACAGCAUCCGCAGUCAUUGGAAACCAACUUUAUGUUUUUGGUGGUGGGGAGAAAGGCGCCAAGCCUGUUCAGGACACACAGCUCCACGUAUUUGACGCAACAACAUUGACCUGGUCACAGCCAGAAACCUGUGGGGAACCACCCCGACCCCGUCAUGGCCAUGUGAUGGUGGCAUUGGGGCCAAAGCUCUUUGUCCAUGGUGGCUUGGCAGGAGAUGAAUUCUAUGAUGAUCUGUAUUGCAUAGACACAAACGACAUGAAAUGGGAGAAGAUAGAGACCACAGGAGAUGUCCCACCAGGCUGUGCUGCCCAUUCUGCUGUGGCCAUGGGGAAGUACAUAUACAUCUUUGGAGGGAUGGCUUCCACAGGGGCACUGGCUACAAUGUACCGAUAUCACAUAGAAAAACAACACUGGAGCCUGCUUAAGUUUAAUACAUAUUCACCCCCUGGACGACUGGAUCAUUCAAUGUGCAUCAUUCCUUGGCGUGUGGCUCCUGCCUCUGUAGAAGAACAUACAAAUGUAGGCAAUGUUAAUAGCAAUGUAGAAAAAGAAGGCUUGGCUGAUGAAGUUGUGAAAGGUGAUGACUUAGAUCAGAAGGAGACAGACACAUUCCUGUGCUUAGUGUUUGGUGGGAUGAAUACUGAAGGGGAAAUCUACAAUGACUGUGUUGUAACACUAGUUGACUAAUAAAAUUCAUGUUUUCUUAAUACCUUUAAAAUUUUCUAUUUUAAGAAAUUAGAAGUGAAGAACUCUUAGGGGUAGAUAAGACUGCAACAUUAAUUUUAUGCUAGAAGCUUAAGUGUUUUGUGCUGUAAAGUGUUUCCAUAUUGGCACUGUCAGAUUGACCAGAAAAAAAAAUGAUCUAUAAAAGUAAAAAACUUUAAAAAUCAUAUGAUGUUAGAGAUGGAAGGGGACUUUAGGCUAGUUCUCAAACUUUUUGUGUGCAUCAUGGAUGCUUUAAAAAAAAACCCCACAAGUUUGCAAACCCCAUGUUAAGAACCUCUGCCUUAGGAUAUAGACUAUUAGAACAUGAAACACAAAAUGUUGGAAUUCCAAACAGGCUUAGAGAUCACCUGGUCCAACCCUCUUAUUUUACUUAUAAGGAAAUUAAGACUUAGUGGUUGGUUCAGUAACUUGCUGAGGUCACACCAACUAGUAAAAGAACCAGGACUGUCAUCAUUUCCUGAUGCCUAGGCCAAUAUUUUACCCCUCUACCACAUUUUCUCCCUAUGAGCAUGGAAAUCCUAUAUUGCACUAGCACUGGGACCUAGAUAGUUGCAGAAACAGCUUAUCAACCAAUGUGCCUAUGUUUCACAAAAGGCAAUACAAUCAGGUGGUCUGUAUUAAACUGCAAUUCUACAGCAAACUCAUUCAUUGCAGCUCGAACUGAAAAGAGAUCUCAGACUACUUAACAGUUUUCAGCAAAAAGCCAUUCAUUCAAGGAGAGAUUGAACAUUCAUUAACUUCAUUGAGUUUUGUAUGAUAGGACUGGACCCACUGUUCUUGGGAGGAUCUCUCUUCAAAGUAACGGUCACUUCCUUUAUUCCUCUCUCUCCUCCCUCCCUACCCCACGUCUUGCACAUCACUAUGAGAUUUGCUUUUAGACAAUUUAGUUCGCAGAAACAAGGAUGGUUUGGCCCAAAGAAUACUGGAAUCAGAAAGCCUUGUGACACUUCUUGGCUGGACUGCUUUACUGCAUGACCUUAGGAAGUCAUUUAACCUCUCUUGGUCUCAUUUUCCUCAAGCACAAAAUGAGAAGGUUAGCCUAGAUGAUCUCCGAGGACCCUUCAUGUUCUGAUUCCUAUAACUCUAUAAACAUAAGACCUACAACUGGUACCUAUUGAUAAACAUUAUCACAUAUAAAUUUCUACCUCACUUUCAAGUCUCUACCUAAGUUCAUCUACCUAAUCUCACUAUUACAGACACCAGCUUUCUGCUUCAAGUAUUCAUUCAUAAUCAGGAGGACCUGAGUUCAGAUCUAGCUUCAGACACUUAGUAACUGUGUCAUCCUGGGCAAAUCACUUAACUCCAAUUGCCUCUUUAAAAAAAGUAUUCAUUCACUUAUAAUCAAUGUUUAUUAAGUGCCUACGGUGUGCAGCAUACCAGGAGAAAGUUUAGAUAAGACACAAGUUCUACUUUCAGCUAUUUACAGUCUAGUAAGGAGAUAAGAUAGCUAUAGAGCACAUGACAUAAAUUAGAGAGGUACAAAAGAAAGUGUGAUGUGAAUUUCGAGGGGAAAAUUCAUUGAGUGUUAGGAGAUCAAGCAUGGCUUCCUGGAAUAGCUGACAUUUGGGUUGGGAUUAAAUAAUGGCUGGGAAUUUGGUUAGAGACAUAGGGCGGGCAUGGUAGGUGUAGGGGAACAGUGUGAACAACAGCAGGCAUGGGAAGAUGGUGGAUUCUAGAGACAGGAAGCAGUCCAUUUUUCCUGGAGCAUAGGUUAUGUAGAAGAAAAUCGUAACAGAUUGUGGAGGGCCUUGGAUGCCAGACAAAGGAAUCAAUCUUACCCAAGAGGCAAUAGAAAGUCCUGGAAUAUUUUUGAGCAGAAGAAUGACAUGACUAGAUUUAUUUGUAAAAACAAAACAAAAUAUAGUAUUCCGGCAGAAUAUGAAGGAUGGAUUGGUAGAAGCAAAGAAGCAAAGAGCAGGAGCAGAAAUAUCUGCAAGGAAGCUAUUACAGUAACCAAGGCAGAUGACCAUGAAAGUUGGUGGUAGUGGGAACAGGACAGGAGAUAUGCAGAGAUGUAAUUGACAGGACUUGAUAAUUGAUUGUAUAUGAGCAAAAGGAAGGAAAGUAACUUCAUGCUUAUGAACGUGGAAAACUGGAUGAAUAGUGCUAUUGCAGAUGGAAAUAAUCUACAAGCAUUUGUAAAGAGCUCGCUGUGUGGCAAGCAUUAAAUUCCUGCUAUGUGACAAAUGCUAGAGGAAAACAUUUCCUGCCCUUAGGAGCUUAAUCAAGGGAGACAACAUGUACAUGUCAUAGGUAUUUACAAAAGAUACAAGAUAAUUUUGGGGUGUCUUUAGCCGUAGUAGAUGGGGGUGAGAAUUAAAGGUUUCAUGCAGGUGUCACUUGAUUCUUGAAGGAAACUAAGGAGUCUAAGAGGCAGAGGUGUGAAAAUAGGAGGAGCAUAUUUAGGGGAGAAAGGUAAUGAACUCUAUUUAGGGCAUGUUGAAUUUAAGGGACCAAUGGGAUGUCCAAGUGGAGAUAUUCUGUAAGCAGAGAAUUUGGGAUCAUAGAUUUAGAACUGGAAGAUACCUUAGUGGCUAUCUAGUCUAACACCCCCAUUGAGUAGAUGAGAAUCCUAAAAACCUUAUUUCAAAGUUAAACUUGAUUAUUUGUAAUUAUUCUCUAGCCUUUUGCUCAGUAUUCCUUCAGAAACUAAGUUAUUAAUCUCCAAUUCAGUGUCAUCCAUCCCUUUGUACCCAAUGUCUAUGCAUAUGUGCUUAGACUUUUGAAAAGAUUGUUUAAAGAAUUAGUACCAAAAUAAAUAAAGCACUCAAAGAUUGAAGUAUAAUCUGUUGUCAUUUCCAAAGUUGCCAAGGCGGAGUAAAAAU